This is a messenger RNA of Diplodia corticola, 1329 nucleotides long. RefSeq lists its product as uncharacterized. The coding region runs from base 1 to 1329 and encodes 442 amino acids. Lineage: Eukaryota; Fungi; Ascomycota; Dothideomycetes; Botryosphaeriales; Botryosphaeriaceae. The transcript has 2 exons. The record is from RefSeq and is a predicted model, not a curated record.
AUGAAGUACUCCGCCGCCGCCGCUUUCGCCGCCCAGCUGGCCCUCGCCGCCGCUCUCCCGCAGGCCAACCCAACCUCCACCACCAUCAUCGACAGCUCUCCUACCUUCACCGGCACCGGCCCUCGUUCUCACACCGGCACCGGCUCCUUUUCCCACACCGGCACCGGCACUUUCACUCGCACCGGCAGCCGUAGCCGUAGCUUCACUGGCUCGACCACCUUAUCGAACACUUUCUCCAACACCUUUACCGGCUCGCCUACAACCUUCACCAAUACUUUCACCGGCCCGCCUACGUCCUUUACCAACACUUUCACGGGCUCGCCUACGACCUUUACCAAUACUUUCACCGGCUCACCUACCUUCACCAACACUUUCACCGGCUCUCCUACGUCCUUCACUAACACUUUCACUGCCUCUCCCACCUUCAGCAGCUCUCCCAGCUUCAGCGGCACCAACACUUUCACCAACUCCUUCACGGGCUCCCCCACUGGUUCAUUCACUGGGUCGCGGACGGGCUCCCGCUCCGGGUCCCGCUCUCCGUCAGCCUCGGCCAGCGGCAGCCCGUCAUCGUUGAGCGGCUCCGUCGCUCCCUCCGGGACGGGGUCGGGCAGCCCUUCGGCAUCUCCCACUGGCACUGGUUCCCGCACUCGCUCCGGGACGGGGUCAGGCAGCCCUUCAGCAUCUCCUACCGGCACUGGUUCCCGCACUCGCUCGCCUUCGGGUAGCCCCUCGGUCUCGCCCAGCGGCACCGGCACCGGCAGCGCCUCGCCUCUCGCUCCGUCUGGCAGUGGCACCGUGUCUCCCGCGUCGAACUCUUCUUCCCGCCGCUCCCGCACUGCCGGCACCGCUUCUCCCGUCCCGGCCAGCAGCUCUCCUUCUUCCUCUCCCUCGGUCGCUCCCGCUUCCGGCUCGGCUUCCCCCUCCGUGUCUCCGGCCACGUACUCGGCCUCUUUCGUCGUCUCCCCCGUCAGCAGCUCUUCUUCUUCUUCUUCUUCUCGUUCGGUCGCUCCCGCCUCCGGCUCGGCUUCCCCCUCCGCGUCUCCGGCCACGUACUCUGCUUCUGUCGUCGUCUCCCCGGUCACCGGCGCUGCUUCUUCCACCGCCUCCCCCGCCGCCGUGACGUCCACCUCCCGCGUCCCUUGCCGUGCCUGCUCCUCAGUUUCUCCCGGCAUCGUGAGCACCGGUAGUUCCACUGCCGUCUCCACCCCCACCCCGAGCGGCAAUGGCCCCGCCUCUACUCCCAUGCCGUUCACCGGCGGCGCUUUCGCCAACACCAUUGACUUUGGCAUGGUUGAGGAGAUGGUCGUUCAGAAGAAAAUGGCGAAGUAA